CCUUCUUCUCAACACUCCUUCCGCAUCUGCCUCUCUCUCGAAACCCUAAUUUCUAUCGUUUAACAGAACCAGCAAUCAUGGCAGAGCGCCCCCCCGCAGAACGUGGUUCCUUCGGCCGUGGUUUCGGUGGCCGUGGUGGACGUGGAGACCGUGGUGGCCGAGGCCGCCGCCGCGGUGGACGCAAAGAGGAAGAAGAAAAAUGGGUUCCCGUCACCAAACUAGGCCGCCUUGUGAAAGACGGAAAAAUAUCCUCCGUUGAACAAAUCUACCUUCACUCCCUGCCCAUCAAGGAGUAUCAAAUCAUUGACACUCUCAUUGGCCCUGGUUUGAAAGAUGAGGUGAUGAAAAUCACCCCAGUUCAAAAACAAACCAGAGCCGGUCAGCGAACCCGGUUCAAGGCCUUUGUUGUAGUUGGCGAUUGUAAUGGACAUGUUGGUUUGGGUGUGAAGUGUGCUAAAGAGGUGGCUACUGCCAUUCGCGGGGCUAUUAUUUUGGCUAAACUGUCGAUUAUUCCUGUGAGAAGAGGGUACUGGGGAAACAAGAUCGGAAAGCCACAUACUGUGCCUUGUAAGGUUACAGGGAAGUGUGGAAGUGUAACUGUGAGAAUGGUUCCUGCCCCUCGUGGAGCUGGGAUCGUUGCUGCUAGGGUUCCAAAGAAGGUGCUUCAGUUUGCCGGGAUUGAUGAUGUUUUCACAUCAUCCAGAGGAUCUACCAAGACUCUUGGAAACUUCGUCAAGGUUUGUUUUUUAUUUAGAACUCUGACGUGGGUUUUAUUUUGUUGUUUCGAAAUAGGGUUGGUCAUGUUAGUUUCAUUGGGUAAAUUUGAAGUGAUUUAUUGCUGUGAUUAAGAGAUGUGUAUAUUG
Molecule: messenger RNA, 863 nt
Organism: Populus euphratica (Euphrates poplar)
Lineage: Eukaryota; Viridiplantae; Streptophyta; Magnoliopsida; Malpighiales; Salicaceae
Product: Ribosomal protein S5 family protein
Exons: 1
Coding region: 78-848 (256 amino acids)
Biological process (GO): translation
Cellular component (GO): cytosolic small ribosomal subunit; ribosome
Molecular function (GO): structural constituent of ribosome; RNA binding
Source: RefSeq, a predicted model, not a curated record